AUGGCAAACUCCGACUUAUCUCUGCCCAGCCCCACUCAGGUCGUACCAGAGUCCUCGAAAGAGACUACUCGGCCGAUUCUGACCUCCAACCAACCACUGCUGGCUUCGCAAGACGAAGACACUCCCAUUGACCACCACCCUACAGAGCCACACCCACAGCUCACGCUAGUGCACUCCAACUCGUCUGAGCAGUCCAUUGCACAUGUCCUCUCUGCGAGCUGGCCAUCUUUUGGCAACCACAGGGCCAAUUCCUUUGCCAACGGAACAGAAGGUGCCAACCAUCCAGAACAUCCGAGCUCCAACGACUACCCAGACGCCAAUGCGCCUUUGCUCUCACGUUCACAGCCCACGUCCAGGCGUGCAAGUGUGAUCUCCACAAAUUUGAAUAAAUUCACCCAGAACUACAUCAUAGCAGCCGCCAAAUGGGCGUAUUCACCUAUGUCGAAGAAACGAAAGACUAAGGUUGUGAACGAAAACGAGUACGUGAUCGAGUACUCGGUGUUCAAGCCAGUGGGCAGCCUUCCACCAGUCAGCGGCGAAGAGGAAUUGAGACAGCACUGGAAAUUAAUUCUCGAGUGGAACAAUCAAGGGUAUGCUAAGGAAGAAUCUUCGGGACUCCAAUGCCCUGAAAAUUACACCACCAAGCAGGAAUUUGACCAGUUGGUACAUCAGGUGACACAGAGCAUUGUAAAUAAAGAACUACAGCCCGAACGCAUAUCCCAGGGGUCUUCCGGAAGUUAUUUCCUCUACGCAAGAAAAACCAUAGAAUCAGAUGUCGAGACUUCAUACAAGGUGGGAAUAUUCAAGCCUAAGGACGAAGAGCCGUACGGUCCAUUAUCCCCAAAAUGGACCAAAUGGCUACAUAGAACUUUCUUUCCUUGUUUUUUUGGAAGAUCUUGCUUGAUUCCAAACUUGGGGUAUAUCAGCGAGGCAGCUGCUUCCAUUUUGGACAGACAGUUACUUUCAAAUAUCGUGCCAUAUACUGGAACCAUUCACCUAUCCUCCUCUUCGUUCUUCUACCGGUUCUGGGAUAAAUCCAAGCUUCCCCCCAAAAUUGGGUCGUUUCAAUUGUUCUUGAACGGAUACAUGGAAGCAGAAAAGUGGUUUCGGUUAUAUCCUAUCCCCCCGGAGGAAGAGCUCUUGCGCUCUCUGGAAAUUCGGGUGGGUGUGGACGAAGAGUUGCACGAGAAUUUCUUAAAUCCUCGGUUUGUGUGGUCACACGAGGUUGUGCAGCAAUUCCGUGAGGAGUUAGAGAAGCUAGUCAUUCUCGACUAUAUCAUGAGAAAUACUGAUAGAGGCUUGGAUAACUGGAUGAUAAAAUUGGUAUGGAGAACUACCCACGAAGGAAAGGCAUAUCGAAAAUUAAACCCAGUCAUCAAGAUAGGAGCAAUAGACUCGGGACUAGCAUUUCCCUGGAAGCAUCCUGACGAGUGGAGAUCAUUUCCUUUUGGAUGGUUAUUUCUUCCCUUAACCAUCAUAGGACAGCCUUUCUCCAUGAAAACAAGGAACCAUUUCUUGCCGUUGCUCACAUCCAAGUAUUGGUGGGAACAGACAGUGGUGAAAUUACGCGAGGUCUUUGAAAUCGACAACGACUUUAAAGAAAGGAUGUGGCUCAAGCAGUUGGCUGUUUUGAAGGGUCAAGCAUUCAAUGUGGUCGAAAUCUUGAAGCUUAGUCAUGCUGGGCCCUUGGAGCUAACUAGAAGUGAACAUUUGCUCGUCUGGGACGAUACGAUGUACAUUCCCAAGCUGCUUAACGAUGUGUAUAUAACACGGGCCAUGGAAUCGAGCAUCUAUGAUUUGGGAAGCAAGAACUAUCGAUCCACCAGAAACGAGGAUGAUAGUGUCGAUCCCAUUGACUCCUUGAACUCCAAUUACUUGCAAAAUGGCUAUUCUCCAAAGACAUAUACUGGACAUACAACUCCUUCUACACCUUUGCUUGCAGCCAAAAGUAAAAAGCCGUCUGUUCCAAACAUGAGCAGGAUUCAAGAAGACGGCGAAGAGCCUAGUGGAUAUGAUUACAACUUGACUUGCACGGAUGAUCGAGGCGAGGAAGAAGGCAACCGAAAGGUGAUCAUAGAGAGAUUGGAAAAGGUCGAGAGCAAACCUCCAUUCUUUACCUGGUGCUGA
Messenger RNA from Suhomyces tanzawaensis NRRL Y-17324, 2127 nucleotides. Its product is annotated as 1-phosphatidylinositol 4-kinase. The record is from RefSeq and is a predicted model, not a curated record. Gene Ontology annotation, biological process: endosome organization; Golgi organization; phosphatidylinositol phosphate biosynthetic process. The coding region runs from base 1 to 2127 and encodes 708 amino acids. Gene Ontology annotation, cellular component: fungal-type vacuole membrane; trans-Golgi network; plasma membrane. Gene Ontology annotation, molecular function: 1-phosphatidylinositol 4-kinase activity. The transcript has a single exon. NCBI's taxonomy places the organism in Eukaryota, Fungi, Ascomycota, Pichiomycetes, Serinales, Debaryomycetaceae.